CUUUUCUAGAACGGUGUUGGUAUUCUUCUUGCUCUGUUUGGCUCUGGCUACUAUUCUUAUGUGCGAUACAACGAAAUGAUGAGCAGAUAACUGCCCUCCCCCACAUUGUUAUUCCCCUCCCUCCCCCCGACCAACCCGCCAAGAGGAGUCGACUCUCCGUUUUAUCCAAUCAACGCGAAACAUUAUGAACAUUGUAAAAGUACAACAGUUUACAAACAUCCAUCACUUUUUUUUUCUCCCCCUCCCCAUUGUUAUCGUAGGGUCAAAGCGACAUAGAACCUGUUUUUAUACUCAAAUACACAAUAUAAGUUGCAUUAAAAUGUUAAAAGGACAGAAAGAUGGAUAUAGGGCUCUCGAAUCAUGAAAGGGAUGGAUGGACCGAGAAGAGUUGCAAAAUUAUACAUGUUGA
Messenger RNA from Umbelopsis ramanniana AG, 409 nucleotides. RefSeq lists its product as uncharacterized. The record is from RefSeq and is a predicted model, not a curated record. The transcript has a single exon. The coding region runs from base 185 to 364 and encodes 59 amino acids. Lineage: Eukaryota; Fungi; Mucoromycota; Umbelopsidomycetes; Umbelopsidales; Umbelopsidaceae.